Uranotaenia lowii is the source of this 5184-nucleotide messenger RNA. Its product is annotated as protein pangolin, isoforms A/H/I/S-like. The coding region runs from base 1607 to 3871 and encodes 754 amino acids. The record is from RefSeq and is a predicted model, not a curated record. Gene Ontology annotation, biological process: regulation of transcription by RNA polymerase II; canonical Wnt signaling pathway. NCBI's taxonomy places the organism in Eukaryota, Metazoa, Arthropoda, Insecta, Diptera, Culicidae. Gene Ontology annotation, molecular function: DNA-binding transcription factor activity, RNA polymerase II-specific; RNA polymerase II cis-regulatory region sequence-specific DNA binding. Gene Ontology annotation, cellular component: beta-catenin-TCF complex. The transcript is spliced from 2 exons.
CGUCACUUACCAACGCAAGCACGGGCAGUCAUUCGCCGUCAGAAGAAGCAAACAGUUCAUAAGCACGAACGCGCAUCACGUUAAUUUUUUUUUUCGCUUUAUUUUUCCUUUCUGUCUGGGCCUAUUAGGCGGCCGCUUGUCAGAAUUCAGUGCUAUAGCGGAUUCAAUCGCAGGCAAAAUACUAGAGCAUUCCGCUAAGUAGAGAAAGAGAGUGUAGAUUGAUAACGGAUCAAAUGAAGUAAUUGAUUGUGGAUUUGAUGAGGAAACGGGAUCGCACUUGUCGAUCAUUCCAUAUCAAAGAGGUGAACAGACGAAUCAGAGUGAAAGAAUUUAUGAACUGUCAAACGAGUGUUGAGUGACAAAUAAAACAUAAUCGCGGGUGGAGGCAUCCGUGCAAAGGAAGCAAGAGCAAGGAAGAACGCAAGAAUAGGACAAAACAUCCAUUUCAAGUGUCGCGAAAACGAAGUCGCGUUUUGUUUUAUCGCAUUCUACUGUCGUCGUCGCCGUCGCUUCACUAGUUGUCGCCGUCAUUCACAAUUUUCGUUGACACUCCGGAUAAGUUGGGGGUUGAUCGGAAAUUAACAAGUGUCUGGUAUAGUUCAUUGGACAAGGAAUACGGAUUUUUAUGGGUGCACGACUGAAGAGCAACUCGUUCAGCGGAAGCCUACGAUAUAAAAUUCCACAAUCCAGAAUUUCGAUUGUUGAACUCGAGCCAAGGCAACAAAAAAAUACACAAGAAACAGGAGAAGAGGGCAAAGUAAUUUCAUUUUAACAAGAUUCCUGUUUCUUCGCUCUUCGUUUGUGCUGUUGUGUGUGCUUCGCCUCCACUUUUCUCCACUCCAACGAUAUACACUUGGCCGUGUGUUGAAUUCUGGUUUCUUUGGCCACCUCGCUGUGUAGUCCAUAUUCUUGAACCGAGCUUCUACUUCUGCUAACGAACAACAUCAGGCUAACGACUACGACGUCGACGGCGGCAAUUGUGCGGGUGUGUUUGUGUGUCGGGCAGCCACAGCAGCAAGCUGGAAGCGAAACCAAUACAAACGGGAAGAGCGGUGGCCACUCGUUGCGCUAACCAGCUUCCAAGAAGUUCAAGAACUCGAACGGCCACAGCCACGAGUGAAGAGUAGGAGCUUGCUGUGCUUAGCGCUCUACAAUAAAGGAGAACGCGAAAACUGGACACGAAUGAAUUUUGGUGUAAAUCGCGCGCGCUCGUUCGCUCAUGGAAAAGUAGUUAUCUGAUCGAUCUCGGGCUUUGAGUGAUUGCUUUUGAGGAUACAAGAAGGAUAAGCUCCAUACGCAACGAAUGACGGAAUGUGCUGGCAUAGGAUUAUCUUACCACCAGCCAGUAGCUACAGACAACGAAAAAAAUCUCGACACACUGCGAGGGUUGUGGUUAGCAGCAAGUGAUAAGACAAGCGGAAAAGAGUUCCGUUGAAAUUAGUGCAAUGUGAAACCUAGUUCAAAAUUGUUAUCUCAUUAUCUAGUUUCGGAAACCUAAACACAAAAUUAUAUCAGUGCCUUUUGGGGAAAAGAGAGAUAAGUCAAUGAAGUGAGCAAAAAAAUCAAAACCUGAAAUAAGUGUACAAUAGAUGAAAGCUGUUUCAAAAUGCCUCACAAUAGUUCUACCGGUGAUGAGCUCGGCAGUACAGACGAGGUUAAAGUGUUCAAACAUGAAGGCGAAGGGGAAGGUGAAGAAAAACUGACGGAAAAUCUGCUGGAAGAAAAGUCCAGCUUGAUUGAUCUGACAGAAAGUGAAGAAAAAACUGUGAAGAAUGGAACUACCCGGCAUGAUCAGAAUAACGCGUAUGCAAAACUGCCCCAUGGUCAUCCGGGGUUCAAUAUGGGAUAUUUGGUUCCACCGUAUGCAUAUCCAAAUGGUACCGCCGGCGGCUUGCCAGUUUCAAUGGCAAACAAGAUGGGGUUGCCUCCGUUCUUUUGCCACAAUGGCGAUCAUCUAUCAUCACCUCCACCGGCUCAUUGUGGCAUUCUUCCGUACCAAUUGGAUCCGAAGGCAAUGGGAUUAACAAGGCCUCCACUGUACAGUUUCCCGAGCAGUCAGUAUCCCUAUCCUAUGCUUAGUCCCGAUAUGCCUCUGGUAGCUCCAUCUUGGCAUACACCGUCGAUGUACAGUCCAGCAGCUGGGUUCCGAAAUCCAUACCCGGCAUCCUUACAGAUAUAUACGUCCCUACCAAGUGAUUUUUAUCGGUACUCUCCCAGUCUUCUACCGUCGAUGCAUUCCCAUCCGAUGCUAAACCCGCACCACGCCAUAAUCACUCCUGGCCCGAAACAGGAUAUAUCGAGCCAGGAUUCUGCGCGGUUUAGUUCCGGUCGAUCUUCGAAUCCACCGAGCAUCAAACAGGAAGGGAAUGAAGAUUCAAGCCGGUUUUCGUCCAGUCAACAUCGAUCCUCAAACAAUAGUCACCAUAAUAGUUCACAUCACGAUAGCAACAAUCACAAUAAUAACAACAAUAACAAUCAUCAUCACAGUGGCAAUCACCACAGUAGGCAGUCUCUACUAGAACGCGAAAUGGCAGCAGAGAAGAAGAAAAACCACGUCAAAAAGCCACUAAAUGCAUUCAUGCUUUACAUGAAAGAAAUGCGCGCUAAAGUUGUGGCUGAAUGUACGCUUAAAGAAUCGGCUGCCAUUAAUCAGAUACUUGGCCGGAAAUGGCACUCACUUUCGCGAGAAGAACAGAGUGUUUACUACGAUAAGGCUCGACAGGAGCGGCAAAUGCAUAUGGAACUAUACCCAGGAUGGACGGCGAGAGACAACUAUGGAUUUGGUGCCAAAAAGAAGAAGAGGAAAAAGGAUCGCAGUCCUGCGGAUCCUGGUGGUAAUAGCAUGAAGAAAUGUCGUGCAAGGUAUGGGCUGGAUCAGCAAAAUCAAUGGUGCAAACCUUGCCGGCGCAAGAAGAAGUGUAUUCGCUAUAAGGAGAUGGCUGAUAACGACGAUGGGCGAGAUCAGGGAUCGGAUGAUGCGAUUGGAAGCUGUGAAAGCAUGGAUGAUUCCAAAAGCCCUGAAGACGACAGAGAAUCUAUCAACCAGUCACUGUCAAGCCCGAGGAGUAUGAGCGUGCUUUCUAGUUUACAGUCACCUUCAACUAGUAUAGCAUCUCCUUUGAACCUGUUAGCCAGUCCAGCAACUCCUACCAGCUAUUAUCACCAUGAUCAUCUUGGAUUGGCUUCAAUGAUCGCAGCACAACAGCAGCAUCUGCAAAACAGUGCUAGUGACAAGCUUAACAACAUCAGCAGUGAUAGUGGCCUUAGCUCACAGCUUAACAAUAGUUAUAGCAACAACUUUAGUCCGUAUAGCAAUCAUCACGCAAUGCGAAACAAUGCUACCCAGAAUGUUAACAAUAGUAAUAACAAUAAUCACAGCUCGGGGAUGACGAGUCCUUCGAAUCACCUGAACGGCAGUAGCAGCAACAAAAACCAUCACAGCAGUUCCGGCAGCAACAGUCUUCCUCCGCAUCACCAGCAACCUCAUCCGCCGGCUACUGGACCUCCUCCGAACGGUAGCAGUAGUGCCGUUUCCGCCUUAUUGAUACCCCCGCAUCUUCAGCAGCUCAAUCUAUCCGGGUCGUCACCGCCAACGUCGAACCCAAGUAGUUUAUCACUGCCUCCAAACCACAUUAAGGAAGAACCGGUGAGCUUACGGAGUAGUCCUCCCAAUUUCCUAGCACUCCAGCAUCACCACGCACAAGCUGUUGCGGCUGCUGCUGCUGCGGCUGCGAUGGCCAGCUUUCAUAAGAACAACGGUGAUCUCAUCCCAUCCUCGGGCGAUCUUUCCCGAAGUUCCAGCAGUAAUACAACCAACGACAGUGGUCGAAGCACUAGCAGUAGUCAGGCAAACAGCACUAGCGAUAGGUAGCUGAUAAGUGGUUUAUCAUAAAUGGUUUUCAACAAACUCCAUGUGCCAAAAUGGUCUGUAGACGAUAUUUAUUUGUUUGACUUAGUGACGGUGAUGGGGUGAUUCUCGUUUACAAAAGUGUCAAAAUAUUAACUGUGAUCCUCGAUUCAAAGUCGCAACGAAUCAACUUCUCGUUUGUAGCACGCAGAUACAUACGCGAACAACAACAUGCGAAAUAAAAAAAAUGCUCAGAGAGAGCGCCAACCCUACUUAAUUGAUCAUUUUCGAGGCUAGUUUCGAAGCCCAUUAUUAUCGCAGUCAUUGUUUGCAUUAAACCUGAAGCACAACAACCCGUUUAACACGCGGUGGACCAUACACAGCCAGCAACCUGCAAACCAGGUGAUGAGAGAAAGAAUGAAUGAGCCAAGAACAAAAAGAAGUUAAGGAAAACCGAAGCGACGGAGAAAGAGAAUGCUUAAUUUGACACAUUGUACCCCCUCGAGACCACAGUAAGGGUACCCCAGUCACCCUUUGCACCCCACUCUGCGCCCUAUGGUGCGCGCACAGACAACAGAUAGCAAAAGAAGCAGCAAGCAGAAAGCAGCAACAGCCCCACCCGAAUCCGUUGGAGCUGACCCGGGAGAAACACAGAACGGGACGGGAUUGCCGAGUCAAGUUAAGUCGUCGUCGUCGUCACCGUCACCGUCAUCAUCGUCGCGCCUAAGUUCCGAGGCAUUUACGAAGUUAAUGGCAUUCAAAAUCGAAAAACACAGCAUCACUUAUUAAUCGUUUGUUCGUUGUUUAUGAGCAUGGUGAUGAGCGAACUGAACGGAGCAAAACCAACGAUCGUAUGCGUGAAUGAGAGGAUCGACCACGAAAUCCGAAGGAGUCAAAAAACCAGCAUGAACGAGUUUAUAACAGCGUGAACGAGAUGGAACGAGCGGGAGUCCGAGGAGAGGUUUUUUACCCUCCUCCUGUCUCCUCUUUAAUGGUUAAGUUUCUGUUUUCUUUUUAAAGAUUCUUUUUCUCCUUUCUUAAAAAAAAGUAAAAAACGAAGAAAUUAAUGUGAGUGUGUGAAACGAUCAAUCUCCUUCUUGGAAAAGAAGCAAGCAAGAAGCACACAGGGCAAGUCACUAAAGAAUGAGAAGAAGCACGAAAAAUGACCAGAAGAAUUGUUUGGAAACAAGUUUCUUUCAGGGCUAAGUGAGGGAGAUGAUGUUUUUUUUAUGUAUAUGAAUAAGCUAGGAAGAAAAUGUAAAGAAGAGUAAGAGAAAAUCAAUCAAGUGUGAUACAAAAGCAAUAAUAAUAACGAAGAGUAACAGAAAAAUAAAACA